This is a messenger RNA of Rhodofomes roseus, 537 nucleotides long. RefSeq lists its product as uncharacterized. NCBI's taxonomy places the organism in Eukaryota, Fungi, Basidiomycota, Agaricomycetes, Polyporales, Fomitopsidaceae. The record is from RefSeq and is a predicted model, not a curated record. The annotation marks the transcript as partial. The transcript has a single exon.
UGGAGCAACAACUACGACACAUUUGGAAGUGUUCUACGACCCAGCAGAUGCACUGGUUGCCCCCGAGUCAUCACUGCCAACCUAGAGCAACCUAUCCUCAAAUUCUACUGCAUUUGGCGAAGCAUAUACGUCAACGAGAUGAAGGACUACCUCAUGGUCAUCCAUGACACGUGUGUGUUGUCCGGUGCUCUCCUGGCGGCACUCGCUCGCAUGAGCCUUUCCCAGAAGGUGUUGCUGAAGCCGGCAGCUGAAAGGGAUGAGGUUCUACAUAGGAACUGGCGGGUGGAGACAGCAGCAAACCUCACCGCAGCUCAACUCGUUUUUGGAGAUGAGGUGGGCAUUGACACUUGCAACCUCCAGCAGGACUACAGCUGCUUGCACGUUGGUCAUUGUGCAGUACAGCAAUAUCGUCAAGCUCGUGGACAGCGGUGGAGCAUGAUCUCCGUGAUUGGGACUGAGGGCUGCAUUGCUGCAAGGCCGCUGGCAAGUAUGGUGAACGCACUCGAGUUUUUUGACUUCAUUGUCUCCGACGUGGUG